AUGGAUAUGGAAAUACUUAGCUGGAAUUGCAGAGGGAUCUGCAGCGACACUACAACUCGGGCUUUGAAAGAUCUCAUCUCUCAAAACCGGCCUCAGAUCAUCUUUUUAUGUGAAACCAAGAUCAGACGCUUGACUGAUUUUAUUGCACUCCGGUCAGCGCUAGGGUUUGCGCACUCAAAGGAGGUUUUGAGUGAUGGUCAGUCCGGCGGGCUGGGGAUGUUCUGGACGGAGGAUGUGCAGGUCCAGGUUGGUACUUUUUCUCCUCACCACAUCGAUAUCAUGAUUGACGGAGGAUCUGGGAACCCUAGAUGGCGCCUUACGGGUUUCUACGGUUUCUCCAGAACAUCCGAAAGGGACCGGUCAUGGCAGCUUUUGCGUGAUCUGAGGGACCUUGACUCUUUGCCGUGGGUUGUCAUAGGAGAUUUCAAUGAGAUCCUUAACAAUGGAGAGAAGAAGGAUGGUCCGGCUAGGGCCGAGCGACAGAUGAGAAGUUUUCGUGAAGCCUUAGGUUAUUGUGAACUGCUUGAUUUGGGAUUUCAAGGGCCGCAGUCGACAUGGUGGAACUCGGAAACCCAACUACGUCUUGAUAGAGUAGUGUGUACAGAAUCCUGGUGUGACAUUUUUGGAUUUGCAAGAUUGAAACAUCUUCCUCCUAGCGACUCCGAUCAUGUCCCUAUAUUGCUGCAUGCUAGUACGAUCCCUUUGCCCAUAAGGCCGAGACAUCACAGGUUCAAAUUUGAGUCCUACUGGUUGCAGCAUAGUGAGUGUGAUGAAGUUGUAUCUGGAGCAUAG
Molecule: messenger RNA, 792 nt
Organism: Rosa rugosa (rugosa rose)
Lineage: Eukaryota; Viridiplantae; Streptophyta; Magnoliopsida; Rosales; Rosaceae
Exons: 1
Coding region: 1-792 (263 amino acids)
Molecular function (GO): catalytic activity
Source: RefSeq, a predicted model, not a curated record